Molecule: messenger RNA, 10373 nt
Organism: Porites lobata
Lineage: Eukaryota; Metazoa; Cnidaria; Anthozoa; Scleractinia; Poritidae
Source: the annotation of a GenBank genome assembly
AUGCUGAUCACAAACUUAACUGGAGAAGAAAAUGCCCAAACGAUCGAAGAACUAUAUUGCUCAGCAGAUUUAAGGGAAAAAGUACACAGCCAUUUAAUAUUUCUGUCUGUGAUUAAUAUCGUUCUGUCCAUUACCGCAUUUCUGGAGAACACUUUGAUUCUAGUUGCUCUGCACAACGAAUCUUCCCUUCAUCCGCCGUCCAAACUCCUGUAUCGUAACCUAGCGAUAACUGAUCUUUUUGUUGGUAUCAUCGUGGAACCUCUUAGUGUUACUUAUUGGAUAUCUGAGGCAACUGAACGCUGGAAUAUUUGUCGCUACUCCUUAGACUUAAGAUACGUUACAAGCUUUGUUUUGUGCUCAGCGUGUUUGAUGACAAUGACUUCGAUAAGCGUGGAUAGACUUCUCGCCUUGUUGCUAGGGCUCAGAUACAGACAAGUUGUAACUUUGAAAAGAAUAUACAUUACUAUAACAAUCCUUUGGGCUAUUGCCAUUGUCUCUGCAACAAUGUAUUUUGUGAACGCCUAUGUAACGUCCUGGCUCGGCAACAUAGGUAUAUCACUCUGUUUAGCCAUCUCAAUCUUUUCGUAUACGAAGAUUUUUCUUACUCUACGUCACAACCACAUUCAGCCACAGGAACACGUCUCGCAAGCACAGUCAACGCAAGCAACUCCAUUGAACUUGGCUCGAUAUAGAAAGGCAGUAUCAAGUGCAUUGUGGCUACAACUAACGUUAGUUGUUUGUUAUCUGCCGUAUACUGUUGUGGUAAUUGUAACACCUCAAGGAAAAUUAUCUUUACCAUAUUACCUUCCUAGACAAUUUGGGGUUACUGUAGUCUACCUAAACUCUUCAUUAAACCCGUUGUUGUACUGCUGGAAGAUCAAAGAAGUCAGACAAGCGGUGAAAGGCACUCUCAGACAUAUAUUCUGUUCUUUGGUUUAAUUUCUGUGCUUUUCAUAUUCCUAUCAUUAUUCGAAGCAUAUCUUCACCCCAUUAUUGUUUUUGUUUAUUUUUCUACUGUUGUCCUGUGUGGCAUAAUGCCUUCCCCAUCAAACUAUCAGAUAGCAUCGAGCGAGUGCAGAAACGGGCGCUGCGCAUCAUCUUUCCUGCACUGCACUACCAAGAGGCCUUAGCUACUACCGGUUGAGUAUCGUUUCACACAAGAAGAAUGGAGUUGUGUAGCAAAUUAUUUACAAAGAUAAAAGAGCCCGAGUCCCGUCUUCGCUAUCUUGUUCCACCGACUCGGUCGCAGGCGCACGGCCGCUCCCUUCGCAACAAAGACAGAUCAUCCCUUAAAAGUUGCAAAACUGAACGCUUUAAAAGAAACUUUUUUCCGACGAUGUGCCUUUAUGCUCAUGGCAUGUAAUUUAGGAACUUACGGGAAUUCAAUGUAUAACUUGAUAUAUAUUUCUAGUUUCUAGUUUUUUAUCUAAUUUAUUGUAUUAUAUCUUCUCGUAAUUGUAAGGCCCAGUCCAUUUUGAACACGAUGUAAUUAGUUUAAAUUGAAAUUUUUUAAAUUAAUAUUUAUAUCUUUGUAAAACAAUUUCGAAAUUCGCUUAUUUCUAGGCGCGACGAUUUUAUUUAAAUGAGAAAGCGAUGUCAUGUCGAUUCUCUCCUUUAUAUGUAUGUAUCGUAGGUCUUUUUUGACUUUUAGGUUUUUUGAAGCUAGAAAUAAGUGUUAUUUAGUAAAAAAAAAUUCGAUGAUUUGGAUUUGUACCGUAUGCGUAUUCCAAGUAAAGAUUUUACAGUUUCCCUUGAUCAUGUCUCUUACUCUCUUAGCAUCCACAAAGCGGAAUUUUUUAACCCGUUAGCAGGGGCGAGAAUGCGUGAUCCUUUUACCGAAAAGUUAGGUUGAAAUAAUUUUAUUUGCAAUUUUAUUAGAGGUGAAUUUGCAAGAAAAACAAAACCUAAGAAAGCCCCAAAGAAUACAUGUGACAAUUUUAGUCUGCGUUUAUUUUAAUAUUAAAUGCAAAUUACGUAAAGCGGCGUUGUGAGUAAAAUGUAUCAACGGAGACUAGUUUAAACUGUGACGUUUAAAUUGUUUUUUUACCACUGAUUACUUAGCUUUCACAUAAAUUAAGAAUCAACUCUUAAAAUUAACCCAGUAGCAUGUGACGCUGAAGAGACAGUUAUGACUGUAAUCGCGAACUAUCCAUUCAAAUACCGUAAACUUCCGCUGAUAAGCCCUGAGUUUAUACAACUUCGUAAGGGGUUUUAGCAGGGCUUAGAAAUGAGGCGUCACAAAUUGUGUGUUAGAACCAGUUCCAUUUAGUUUUAAUUCUUCACUCCCUUGAGAGUAUAUUUCUUCACAUGUUCAUAUUUUAGAAUUCUGUACUCUGUUUUGCCUGCGUCGCAGGCACUCUAAAGCUUCUAUGUAAAUGGUUUAGACGAGUGCGUGGGCCAGCUGCAACGCACGCUAUGCUAUGUUCUACACUCAAAGGAUUCAUCGACAUAAAUUCGCGUAAAUUUUCGAUGAUCUAGACUCAAUCUACACACUCAAUCAGUUCCACGACCCCGAACGACAACACAGUUCCUAGACUCUUGUACAAAAGUUCAGUUCUCAGAUCGCGUGACGAGUUUUCCCGCCACAAUGACGCAUUAAUUUUCUCACAAGCUAAGGGGGGCUUAUAACCGGAGUGAAAAAAGCGUUUUAAAACAAGCUACAUAGCAGGCCUGAUCAAAUUACGUUUAUUCGCUUUUAGCCUCGAAACGUUGUAAAAUAUCGAAUUCAUUAUUAGGCUGCCCGUGAGGGCAUAGGGCAGACGGAACUCCCAGAAUGCUUUGCGUGUCCCACUCGAAUUUCAAUGAGGCCGAUUUUUGUGGGGAGGGGACGUCGUCUGGCGAACAGAUUUAAAAGUCAAUUCGGAACGAAGACAAAAUUAUUGCGUAGAGUUAUUGGCCCUAACAGUAGUUAGCCUGCGCCGGAGCUGCAGAAACAAUGCCCUCCCACGGUCCCCACGGGAAAAGCUUCAGCUUGUUGCAAUUCGCUCCAUGCGUGUGAAAAGUUUUUCCUUACAAGAAAGGAAUAUGCUAUUUGUAGAUAGCCUCAACAAAUAGAAACAUAGUUCACUUGGAUAGUUAGAAGGAUUUUAAAUGUAAUAUCUAACAGAAAUAAAACUACAACUUAAUUUGCAUUGCGAGUUUUUAGAAACAGUAUUUAAAAAAUCACGUCUGUCACGUUUUAUAAGAGCAGAACAACAAUAAUUUCUGGAUUUUCGGGGGGCAUACCUUUGGUCCUUUAAAGCGAAUAUUAAUUAAAUAUUCCAUAGUUUGUUCCAAGAGCUUGGUUCAGGUGUCAUGAGCUAAUCAAGUUUAGUCAGCUCAGUGGCUAGUAGACUCUAGUAGAUACUAGUUUCUUGGCAAAAGUGCACUCGGUCUUCCUCGAAGACCACGCUUCCAUCACGACAAUGUGAUUGUUGGAUUCAAUCAUCAUCAUUAUGUCCACCCGGGCGAUCUUCUUUCAUCGUUGACCUCAAGUGAGUUUUCAGUCUUCUCAAUGCACUCUCACUCUAAGAACUCUCUGCAGAUGAUUGACAAAGUUGGAAUUGCUGUGAAUACCCACACUAAAUUUGGGAACUCUUGUGGACGACAAUACAGUAGUUUUUCAACGAUUUAAUGUUGCCCGACGGAUCAUGUACUUUCCAUGCGUUUUCCAUCACAAGACUAUUUACUUUUCUGGAGUUGUCGAAUACCUUCUGAACUCGAAAGCCGACUGAAGAAAGGUUAAUUUUCGACUUUAUAAGAAUAAUAUAAAUAAGUCAAGCGGGCAGAGGAAAUUGUAGGCGCGCGCCUACGGGCCUAUAGGCUCGCUACGCCCCCGAUAAUGUUCUCUAUUUUAAUAGUGAAAAUUGUGACCUUGUGUAGGCGAUUGAAACACAAUAGUGUCUAACGAAGACAAAUAAACGAUCAAGGGAGGGAUCACCUGUAUUGCAGACACUUGGCUCGGUCCAUUUAGCGUCCCUAUGAAUACGGUUUGACUGUAUACUCAGAAUAAAAUUCUCUUCAAAAGUUUGACCGCGACUUGGUAAGUUCCGUCGGUUGGACCUUAGAAUGUGGAUCGGCAUGCCGGGGCUGGAGAAACGACUUAACUGAGGGACAAGGGCCCCAAGAGGCGGGGAGGGGGGGGGGGCUACUCAACAAAGUUUUAGACGGGGAGUCUCCGCCUCGAGGUCCCUUACCCUUUAUGCACGAUUUGUGACAGGAAACGCACCCCUUUUGUAUACUUUCUAUUGACAAAUGGUAGCCCUUUCUUUAACGAGGUUCAGAACGCUUCGCCUCUCUUCAUUCAAAUUGCAGAGCAUUCAUGCACUAAUCAUUUCAAUAAUGGCAGUCUCUAAGCUACCGUCGUGACUUAUUUAGCUCGCAAAGCGAAUCCCCAACAAGGUUUAUAAUUUCAUCGUACGUCAAUUAUAGCGGCUUGCAAACUCGGUUGGCCCUAUUUCUAUGUCUUUAUCCAAUGGUGUUGCAAUUGGCCAUGGCAUGAAUUGACAUUAUGUCAAACAAUCGCUAAACAGGAAACUUAACAAACCGAGAACGUACCACCUGCGCUGUUAGUCAAUUCUACGCCAAAGGACGCGUUUGAGGUGUUGAACAGUUACUCGUUCAAGAAAACCUACUCAAACUCUAGCAAAAUGGUGGUAACAAACUUAACUGGAGAAGGAAACUACAAAACGAUCGAACAACUUUAUUGUUCCAAAGAACUGGCGGCUGAAAAGGAGAACAAUUGCUUAAUAAUUUUGUCUGUGAUAAAUAUCUUCCAGUCCAUUUCUACAUUUCUGGGGAAUACUCUGAUUCUAGCAGCUCUACACAAGGAAACUUCACUUCAUCCGCCGUCCAAACUCCUGUAUCGUAACCUGGCGAUAACUGAUCUUUGUGUUGGUGUCAUCUUGGAACCUCUUAAUGUUACUUAUUGGAUAUCUGAGGCGACAAAAAGAUGGGAUAUUUGUCGCUACGUCUUAGUAUCAGCAUAUUUCAUAGGAUAUGUUCUUUUUGCAGUGUCCUUAAUGACGAUAACUUUAGUAAGCUUAGACAGACUUCUUGCCCUGUUGCUAGGGCUCACAUACAAACAAGUUGUAACUUUGAAGAGAACAUAUUUAACGAUAAUAGUCUUUUGGGCUAUCUCCAUCGUCGCUGCAACAAUGUACUUUGUGAACCCAUUUGUAACUUCCUGGAUUGGCAAUAUAGGUAUAAUACUCUUCUUGAUCACAUCAAUCAUGUCUUAUAUCAAAAUUUUCAUUACUCUGCGUAAAAACCAGAUUCAGCCACUGGAGCACGACUCAAAAACACAGUCAACCCAACCAACGUCAAUGAACAUGGCGCGAUACAGAAAGGCAGUAUCCAGUGCACUAUGGAUACAAGUAACAUUAGUUGUUUGUUAUCUGCCGUACGUUGUUGCGGUAGUCUUAACGCCUAAAAGAGAAUUACCUUUGCAGUAUUACCUUGCUCGACAAUUUGGGGUUACUGUUAUUUACUUAAACUCAACAUUGAACCCAUUCCUAUAUUGCUGGAAAAUCAAAGAAGUCAGACAAGCGGUGAAAGACACACUCAGACAAGUUUCCUGUUCGUCGGUUUAAUUCAUAUGGCAGAAAGACAUGAGACUAUUAAUAUAUUAUUGUUGCUGUAAGGGAAGAAUUUGCAAGCGAGUUAGUUCGAAAAGCCACUACUCCGUAUGCAAAAUACGGAUACGGAAAAACGCAGUAAGAGCAAAAUACAGUCAAAAUGUAUAAAUGAAAACUGGUUAAACCUGUUACGUUUUUAAUUUUUUCCUUUCGAUUGGUUAGUUCUAUCAAAAAUUAAACAAAACCUGCCUAAUUGCUUCAAAAGAGGGUGAACCUGACUUUCUCGCUGACAAUUAAGAAACUGUUAUGACUGUUGGGAAGAACUAUUCGGCGUUCAAAUAUCUCUUGAUAAUCCUCGGUCCUAAAAAAGGCUCCUGUUGCCAGGCAUGUUUUGAAAAUUGAUGAACUUGUGCUACCUUAAAUGUUUUCACGUUUGUCAAAACUACAUCCCAAAGGAGUUGAAAUCCGUGCAGUCAUAGUGCCCAACGAACGAUCAAGCGACGAGAGUAAGUUACACUCAUUUCAGUAGACAAUAAAAAAAAUUAAUAUGUUUAACAAAACGAUAUAAAAAGUAGGUUGAGUUUGAUCGUCCGGGUGAACGUAGUCCUGAAUAGGACUGUGGUUGUUGACAGUGACUGAUAUUUCGACAACCUGUGCGGUAGUCAUCUUCAGAGUCAAAGUGAGUUGUAUCACGUCAGUUGAUGGUAUUAGACUCUGGUUAUUGAUUUGCUUGGUCAAUUACGUCGUGAUGUUAUUGGUCGUCUGUCAGUUAAGCCGUGAUGUUAUUGGCUAUGAAGACUGGUAAUCAGUAAUUGGUGCGUUUCGAUCCGUCUAUUGUCACAGUUUAACAGUCGUCUAUUGUUAGUCAAAUUGUUAUUCUCUCGUAGUUAGUGUUGCUUGAUCUCGUCAAUAAGUCGUUUGUACGGCGCUGGUAAAUGUUGGCUACGAUUCAAGAUAAUUUCUUGACCAGCUAAAAAAACACAUCAAGAAAUUUCCAUAACGACAAAGUUGAAAAGGAUGAAUUGUGGGAAGCUACACGAGAUAUUGUUCUUGUGAGUAAUCUUACAAUGCAGUUAAAAAGAGCGUUGACAAAGCUUAUAAUCCAUUGGACGAAAAAAACACAUAACGCCUUUGUUCGGUAGAAUGAGGAAGUUUAUACAAAGAACUGAGAUAUAUUUUAGAAUUUUAAAAGCCCGUAGUAAAACACAUUAAGGGUACGACGUCAAAUACUCAUGACGACGACUUUGUUUGGCAAACACAAAGAUGAGAGUUUAUUCAGAGCAAAGUGGGCUUUCUAAGACAGGUGCAGGCUGGAAUUUUAUUCCCAGGUAAUUUUGGUAAGUUUUUUUAGGGGUGGCUUGAUUUAAGUAGGGAUUUUUUUAGUAUUCAAUUUAAUAUGAAGAUUCAGUGGUAGUCCCCGCAUAUCUUGGCCUCGCAGUUCUGCGAAUAAAGUACAACCAAACUUGUCUUAAAAAAUUUCAUUUUUCGUGUUAUAUCAUUUAAUGCUCUUUAGAAAUUUUUAAGGCCCGGAAAUUCGGCAUGGGAUUUUUGGGCGUUAAUUUUUGGUCCAGGGAUAUUUGGGGGGGUUUUGUUGGAAGCCCUAGAGGUUUUUUGGGGUUUUGAUUUUCGCCCCCAUUCGAUCAUCCCCGUCACUUGAAACUCGGAGUACUCCCCCACCCUGGGAUUAUAUUAAAUCAAGUUAUACAGCUACAAUCAUGAACAAAAGGUAAAAAUCUGCACAGUUUUUCCAAAAUUUUUACUAAUUAAAUUGACAUAAUUUGUUCAAAUCUCCCACCCCUCCCAGUUUACGUCAAACAGCCAAUUGUCGGUUAUUACUUAGCUUCCUGCCUUUCAGGGCACAUACCGUAAAACACGGUUUAUAACCCUUGGGCUUAUAUAUCUUCGUAUAAACGAAGGGGCUUAUAUGCAAGGGGGCUGGCAUGGUAACCGGAAUACAAAGAGCACUUCGAAACAAGCCGCUAUAGCACUGCUGAUCAAAAUACGUUUUUCAUUUACUUGUUUUGAAUUAAGCUUCGAAAUGUUAUACAGUGAAACCUCUAUUAAGCGGACACCUUCGGAACCUUCCCAAGUGUCCGCUUGAAAGAGCUUUGUAUUUAUUGCGCAAUGUUUGUGAACGAUCAACAUUCAGCUGUUAUUCUGUACUGUGAUAAAGUUCCACGUUGUUAAGGAAGCUAUCCAGAGUUCAAGUCCAUUGCCUUUCAUUAUCAACUUUAAUUUGUUUGUAAAUGCAAAAACAUUAACUUACUACAGCACGUAUUUCAAGGACGUAAUCCAACAGAUCCAAUACUACGUACUGUUGUCAAUUCAGUCCGGUAUCCGCUUAAUAGAGGUUUUAACAAUAGAAAUUAGCCAAAUACACUUGAAUUCCAGUGCCCGUGUCCGCUUAAAAUAUAGAGGUGUCCGCUGAAUAGGGGUUCGUUAUAAAGGAAUAUAUUAGGCGUUAACUUCGGGACCCUGGUUAAUGUCCGCUUAAUUGGGGGUCCACUUAAUAGAGGUUUCACUGUAGUUAAUCGAAUUCAUUUCAAUACUUUUGGAGACCUGUAAACAACAAGACUAAAUCAAAAUCAAGAUUCUUUUUCCAGGUUUGGGGCUAACGCAUCUCUCAACGCUUCUCCCAACAAAUUUCGUCGACUCUGGUCUCCAAAGGACCUUUGAAAAAAAAUUUUCAUGAGUUAUUGCUCUCGAUAAUGGAUCGGGGCGGAAACAGAGGGUGAUUAUGUUGAAAUGCCCAUUCUGCUACAAAAAAUCGCAAAAUCUGCAGCGACGACUUAAUGCACUAAUAAUUGAUAGAUUCUUUUGUAAAUUUGUCCUGUAAUUCCAUUCUGUAAGACUAUUUUGUAAAUCUAGCUUGUUUAUUGUUAUUCUUAUUUAUCCGCCUAGCUUAUUUAGUUUACUUUAAUAUAAUAUUCAUAGCUUGCCUUCUAUUAAUUUGAUAUUUAUGACUGCUCUAAUCUUUCUACUCCGCCUACCUCGUCUAGCUCUUUCUAUCUGCGGGUGGAGAUGGCAAAACGAUCAGUGUAAAAAUAAGGUAUAUAUCAGUGAGUCUACAAAAAAAAUGCAUCCGAUUAGGAUCCCCCCGGAUAUAAGCCCCAUGGGGAAGCUUAUCAAAAAGCGGCAUUUUACGGAUAGAAAGCCAAGUCAAAUACCCCGAUAUUGCUUAAGGGGAUAAAUGCUGAUAUUUAUGUUUACUCGAUAUGCGUUAUUAAAAAGAUCAAGUUUGAUAGAAAUCUGAUGAUGAAUUUAAAGCUUAGUGAAUACAUCAGAAAGAUUUUUUUUUAGUCUGGCAGUGACACAGACGGCUUGGACGAAACUUUCCGAGUACUCCCAAUAACUGUAUGGUCGUAGCAAGCCUUUAGAAACUAGGGCAAGCACAAAGAUUUUCUUUUACCUGAGGGACAAGGGCCAGGAGGAGGGAUAUAAUCAACAAAGUUUUAGACGGGGAGGUUCCGCCCCGAGGUCCAAUCCCUUACCCUUUUACGCACCAGUUUUGAUAGCCUACGAGCAAGCUCUCCUAUUUGGGCAAGCGAAGCGAGCCUCGCUCGUGCGUUCUCGCGAGACUCAUUUCACUCGCCAAAAUAGGAUAGCUUGCCCACAGGCUACAGUUAUGACAGAAAAGGUUCCUCUUUCGUGUACUUUCUAUUGACAAAUGGUGCCCCUUUCAUUUACAAAGUUUAGAACGCCUCUCUUCUUUUCAUUCAAAUUACAGAGCAUUCAUAACUUAUCAAAGGAAGUCUCUAACCUACUGUUGUGACUUAGUCCUGGCGAAAUUUGUCGAGCGCGCGUGGGUCGUAGCGGCUUGCAAACUCGGUUGGUUCAUACAUAUUUUAUGUAUAUAUCCAAUGGUGUUUGCCAUGGCAUAACAGUUUACAUUAUGUCAAACAAUCGCUGAGCAGGAAACUUAAACAAACCGAGAACGUUCCACCUGCGCUGUCACUCAUUUUAUGUCAAAGCACGUUUGAGGUGUUGGACAGUUGUUCGUUCAAGAAAACCUACUCAAACUGUAGCAAAAUGGUGGAAACAAACUUAACUGGAGAAGGAAUCUACAAAACGUUCGAACAACUUUAUUGUUCCAAAGAACUGGCGGCCGGGAAGGUGAAAAAUAAUUUAAUAAUCUUGUGUGUGAUAAAUAUAUUCCUGUCUAUUACCGCAUCUGUGGGGAAUACUCUGAUUCUAGUUGCUCUGCGCAAGGAAACUUCACUUCAUCCGUCGUCCAAACUCCUGUAUCGUAACCUAGCGAUUACUGAUCUCUGUGUUGGUAUCAUCGUGGAGCCUGUUAUUGUUUGUUACUGGACAUCGCAGGCGAUGGAACGAUGGGAUAUUUGUCGCUACGUUCUUGUUUCAAAGUAUGUGAUCGGCUUUAUUCUGUGUUCAGUAUCUUUGAUGACAGUUACUGCAUUAAGCGUGGACAGACUUCUCGCCUUGUUGCUGGGUCUCAGAUAUAGACAAGUUGUAACUUUGAAAAGAUCAUACGCAAUUAUAACCAUCCUUUGGGCUAGCGCCACUGUCGCUGGAACAAUCUACGUUGUGCACCCAUUUGUAACUCGCUGGAUCGGUAACGUAGCUAUAAUACUCUGUUUGAUCACUUCGGUCUUCUCGUAUUCUAACAUUUUCUUUACUCUUCGUAACUACCAAAUUAAGCAACAGGAACACGUCUCGCAAGCACAGUCACCUCAAGCAAUUCCACUGAACAUGGCUCGAUACAGAAAGGCAGUAUCCAGUGCAUUAUGGGUAGAAAUAACAUUAGUUGUUUGUUAUCUGCCGUAUGUUGUUGCGGUACUCUUAACGCCUAAACGAGAA